AUGUCACUAAUAUUCUAUUUACAGAUUGGAUCAAUUCACCAACCAGGAACGCAGGUUCGAUCGACAUCUCCGGGAUCCCAAAACCCAGUGGCAGGUUCAGGGGCAACCACGGGGGGCCCAAGUGCGGCCCCUGGUGUCGCCAGAGCGGGGGGCAUGUUCUGCUACCACUGUCCCCCGGGGCUGCCGGCACCAAGACUACCGCCUACAUUGGAAUAUUCUUUUGCACCUACCCAUCCUUACACAAGUUACUCUGCCUACCACCCAGCACUGCAUGGCGUGGGCGAGGAUUCGUUUGUCCGACGGAAGCAGAGAAGAAACCGGACAACCUUCACGCUCCAGCAGCUGGAAGAGCUGGAGUCUGCGUUCGCCCAGACCCACUAUCCGGACGUGUUCACACGUGAGGACCUGGCGAUGAAGAUAAACUUAACGGAGGCUCGUGUACAGGUUUGGUUCCAAAACCGGCGGGCAAAAUGGCGUAAGAGUGAAAGGCUGAAAGAAGAGCAGCGAAAGCGGGACGGAGUGCUGCCCCCUGGCGGCGGAACUGGAGCGAGUGGCGGAGGAGCAACGCCAGAAGCGGGUCUGCCGCCAUCUUCUUCUAGCGGGCAAAGUCCGACGAGUCCUCACGGGGACCCGAUGGAGACGAACGACGAGGAACCUGGCCAAGACUGUGGUGGGGGCUCUCGAAGUCCCAGUACGACUUCUGCCUCAGUUAGCCCGCGGCCGCAGCAGUCUCAGAGCCAGCCUUCGCUCGGUAGUUCAGCGACGCCACCGACGACGCCGAUGAGGGCGCCACUCUCCAGUUCCGUCAGCGGGUCUCUGAUCCCAUCCACGGAAAGCAAACUAAUCGGUUCGACGGCAUCGACAUCCUUGACCUCAGCGACCCCGUCUCUGUGGACCACCAGCGACCAUCGUCCCAGCAGCCUCCAAGAAAUGCUGUCCUGGACAACGCCAUCAGGCUGGCCCGGGUCUCUCUGUGGCUGCUGUAAGCCCGGGUCCGGUGAUCUUCAUCGGAGCAGCAGUUUAGCGGAAUUGCGGCGAAAAGCCCAAGAACACAGCACAGCAACGGCUUUGCUGGGCGGAUUGGCCGGGUUCCCUGGAGGGCUGCCGCUGCCUCUUCACUUGCCUCUUCUUCCGCCGCUCCUGGGACUGUCUAGACGACCUGAUCAUCAUCAUCAUCACUUGUCGAGUGUCUUAUUUUUUUGGGCAGAAAAGAUGGACGGAGAAGAUGGUAGGAUGCUCGACAGCAAUCAAUGUUCCGGGGAAGAAAAAAGCUUGAUUCUCCUAGCUACC
This is a messenger RNA of Cotesia congregata, 1290 nucleotides long. Lineage: Eukaryota; Metazoa; Arthropoda; Insecta; Hymenoptera; Braconidae. The record is from the annotation of a GenBank genome assembly.